AACGUCACAGGGCAGGUCAAACCUGUUGCUACUGCGAUUAUAGAAUUAAGUUUGUUCUUACAGCUGAGAUUCAAGAGAUCUGACUCAAAGCGCAUAGCAUCACCAAGAGAAGAAGGAAAGAAGGAAUGUUUUCUGGGAUAAGCAUGUACACUUUGUCCUUCUUUGCACUUUUUCUGAUCAUCAUACUUUUUCUUAAAUGGCGGAGGAUCAGGUUACCAAAUGAGCCACCAUUAGUUAAAGGUUUUAUUCCAUGGCUGGGUCAUGCCUUUGCAUUCAGCAAGGAUUGUGCCAAAUUUUUAUUAAAAAUGAAGAAAAAAUAUGGAGACAUCUUUACGGUCCAACUAGCAGGACGAUAUGUAACUGUUUUACUUGAUCCUCAUUCAUUCAAACCAGUUGUGACAGAAUCCAAUACAAAGCUGAACUUCACAAAGUAUUCAGCAAUUUUAAUGGACAGAAUCUUUAACCUUCAGUUUCCUGACUAUGAUCACAACAAAGAAAAAGCUUUGCUGAAAAUGCAGUUACAAGGGAAAAGUCUUUCAUCAUUGACACAGGCAUUUCUGUCUAAUCUGAAAACAAUUUUACUGAUUGAUGAAAAUGGAACAAAGAAUGUCUGGAAGAAAGAAGGAUUAUUCAACUUCUGUUAUGAUGUUAUGUUCAGGGCAGGAUAUCUUACACUGUAUGGAAAUGAGGCUGCACAAACUAAUCAGCAAGCAUCAAGAGUUAAGGAUAGAAUUCAUUCAGCUCAAGUCUACAAGAUAUACAAGAAACUAGACCAACUCUUGAUAAAAUUAGCUCGCUCCAUGUUAUCUGCUGAUGAAAAGAAGGAAGCUGCCUCGGUAAAAAAAUAUCUAUGGCGGUUGUUGUCACUGGAGAAUCUAAAGGCAAAAGUGAAUAGAAGCAAUUGGCUUGAAAGCUACUGUGAUCAUCUUCAGGAACUGGGCAUACAUCAUGAUAUGCAGGAACGAGCAAUGGUACUACAACUCUGGGCAACACAGGGUAAUGUUGGGCCUGCAGCGUUUUGGCUGUUAUUGUUCCUGCUGAAACAUCCUGAAGCUAUGUCUGCAGUCCAAGAAGAAGUCAAGAAGAUCUACUUCAAUUGUGUAAUGUCUACUAUUAGUCAGGAAGUUCUUGAUAAUACUCCAAUUUUUGAUAGUCUUUUAAAUGAGACUCUCCGGCUGACAGCAGCACCAUUUAUUACUCGAGAAAUUCUUCAGAAUAUGUCACUGCAGCUUGCAGAUGGCAGAAAGUAUCACCUCCGCAAGGGAGACAGACUCGUUCUCUUUCCUUAUUUAAGUCCCCAGAUGGACCCAGAAAUCUAUGAAGAUUCUGAGAAUUUUAAGUAUGAUCGAUUUUUGAACCCAGAUGGAACAAAGAAAACAGAUUUCUUCAAGGGUGGAAAACAGUUGAAGUACUACAACAUGCCUUGGGGUGCAGGAACCAAUGUUUGUAUUGGACAAUCUUUAGCAACAAAUAGCUUAAAAGUGUUCGUUUCUGUAAUGUUAAAUUGCUUUGAAUUUCAACUUACUGAUCCAAAGACAGAAGUUCCAGCCUUUAACACAAGCAGAUAUGGAUUUGGACUGAUGCAGCCAGAAAAUGAUAUCAUGUUUCAAUAUAAAGUCAAGGUUGAAUAGCUCAAAGAACACUAUGCCAUAGGUAUCACAAUCUACAAGUGUACACGGAGCUUUAUCACACUCAUUUUGGAACUCUCAUUUUUAUUUACUUCAUGAAAAUAUAUCUGUUCCUGCAAAUGUUUUAUUUUUAAGAAGAAAAGUUGAUGGGUAGUGAUAUUUGUAAAUGAAGCAUUUCUUUAAAAAGUGUAAUUAGAAUUCAGAAUAGAAUUUUAGAUGAGAAUAGCAUAACAUAAUGUUAUGAAAAUCUGUAAGGAUAAGUAGCUGUAGUGUAGAACUGGAAACAGUUAUUACAAAGCACUUAUAAACUUUUUAAAUUAUUUUUGUUUUGUAAUAUUUAACAAAAAAAAUGUAAAACACAAUAUUGACAGUUUUGCUGUGAAAUAACCUACAGAAUUUCAAAGAACAUGUACAAUUCUACCUAUCUGUUGUUGUUGACUAAUGUCACAUUUAAGUUAACUGACUAUUUCAAAGAAGUUGUCCUCUUGUCAAAGUUUAUAUUUUAUUUCAGUUUAGCUUGUAAAUUUCUUGAAAUAUUGCCACUGAACCAGAAGGAACAAGUAAAACAUGUGACAGAUUGAAAAAAAUAUUGUAUUUAUAUAGCACCUUUUACAACUGUGGAAUUCUCCAAACUGGACUUUUCAUCCAACAAAGUAUUUUUGGAGUAAUGUUGCCAAGGCUCCCUCUGAAUUAAUGUUUGGAAAGACAAAGACUUGUGUUGAGUAGGAUCAAACACAAGUCAAACUGGAUUGUUGGUUCAGAUGACAUAUGACAACAGUUAUUGCCAAUCCAAUGGCUCAGAAAGCAAGAGGUAAACCCUUUAAAAGCAAGAGAUUUUGUUUAUAAAUCAGAAGUUGCUUCAUUUUUCUAAGAAAAAAAAUCGAUUGACAUAUGACUUGUAAACCUUAAUAGAGAAUUAUUUUGUAACAAGUAUUAAUUUAAUAAUUGCUUGCUUUGUAACAGAGCUAUUUACAACAAUUGUAUUGAAGUUAUCAGAAAACAGUUUUCAGAAUUAAAAAGAUAGAAUCAGAAGAGAAACCAAUAAUGUUUUCUUAAGAAAAAGUGGUGCUUAACAAAAACAAAAUUUCUUACACUAAACAUUUUUUCUGCAUUUGUGACUCAAUAUAUUUUUAUGACCAAAAUGUUGGUUUUCAUAGCAUGUCUGUUGAGAGUGCAUAAUGUCAAGGCAAACAUGUCUCUGAAAGUAUCAUUAUUCUCACCCACCAUUUAAACAAAAGGGCUUGUUUUGGUACGAGGUAAAGUUGAUUCAAAUAGCAGUCGGCAAGAGCUUUUAUUAUUGUAGUGUUCUUUUUGUUUUCCCGCAGGAAAGUUCUUCUGCAAUGUUUGGAUCAGGAAACAUCAGCUUUAUGAGUUUUGUGAACUGACCUGCAAAUGCAAUUGAUAAUCCAUGUUCUGCAAUGACUUGGCAAAAUGUUAAGCAGUUGUAGCUUUCUGACCUAAAGUCUACUAAUCUGAGCUAAAACAAACUGUUAUUGACUGUUGCAUUUUCGAGGCCACAGCAUGGCUUACAUAUUUGUAAGUUUCCAGAUAUGUUUUGAGGUCAUUUACUCUGGAAUUUCCAGAGCUGAUGUCUUUAACACAAGUCAGUCAAAAAUGCACAUUCAUCUGAAAGUCUGUUUUUUUAAAACUGGUAGAUACAUAUCAAUCCCCAUUAUAUUUACAUGUGUAGUAGCCUGCUUAAUUUGAUUUCCCUUUAUCAACAUGACUAAUAAAAAACUGCAUGUGACUCAUUUGAUUAGAAAAGAAUUCCCUGAAAAUGCAAUGCAGAAUUGUCAAACAAAAACAUAACUCCGUGUAGUCUUCUGUGCAGAACUAAUCACUUUAUUUGUCCAUUGGAAAAAAUACCAUGGUAAUGUAUAUAUUUAGGCAAUAGUUAACAAAUAUCAAAUGAAAAGAAUCUGAAGAGAACACCAACCUUCUGUGUAAACUUGUGUUUUGAUUUCAAUAUCAAUUUAAAGAACAGAAUUGCAUUAAUAGAUUGUAUAGGACACAUACAUAAAACCAGAAUUAGGAAUCAGAAUAUUUAACAAUUAUGGAUGUUUCCAUGAGAUUUCCUGAAGCACUGUCUUUAGCAAAAAGAAAGCUGCAAAAAUAGUAAUGGGCAAGUUAGUACAAUGUCUUACAAAUUAUGGUUUACCCAAAGAAAUAUAAUCGUAUCAAGGUUCAAAUAUUAUGUCAUAAAUAUUCAAAUAAAUGAUGACUAGUUUGGGAAUAAACUAAUUUAUAUUUUCAGUUCAUCACUCACAUUUCAAGGUGCAUUGGAAAGCUAGGACAAAACUUUGAAUACAAUAAUUAAAGCUAAUUACCAAAGAUGUUUGUAUGACUGGAAUAAAAUCUAUCUACAAAUCAGACGCUCCUACUGAGUCUACAGGAAUUGUCCUGUAUUCUGUGUUUCAUCAUUCAUAUAAAUAAUUUGGAUACGAAUAUAAGAGGUAUGGCUGGUAAGUUUUCAGAUGACACCAAAAUAGAUGGUGUAGUGGACAGUGAAGAAGAUUAUCUCAGACUACAAUGGUUCCUUGAUCAGAUGGACCAAUGAGCUGAGGAGUGGUAGAUGGAGUUUAAUUUAGAUAAAUAUGAGGUGGUUAAGGCAAACUAGGGCAGGACUAAUACAGUUAAUGGUAGGUCCCUGGGGAGUGUUGCCAAACAAAGAGAUCUAGAGCUGAAAGUGCAUAGUUCCUUGAAGAUGAAGUCACAGGUAGACAAGGUGGUAACGAAGAUGUUUGGGACACUUGCCUUCAUUGCUCAGAACAAUGAGUGUGAGAGUUGGGGCAUCAUGGUGCAGCCAUUUUGAUGCAAUUCUGUUUGUAUAGGAUGAAUUGUGUUAACUUUGAGAGGGUGUAGUAAAGACUUUCAAGGAUGUUUCCAGGGCUGGAGGAUUUGAACUAUCGGGAAAGGCUGAAUAGCCUAGGGGUUUCGCUGGAGCAUCAGAAGCUGAGGGUGACCUUAUAGAGGUUUAUAAAAUCAUGAAGGGUAUGUUUAGCCAACAUUUUUUUCUUAGGGUGGGGGAAUCCAAAACUAGAUUAGUGUAGCGUUAAGAUGAGAGUGGAAAGAUUUAAAAAGGACCUGAAAGGCACCUUUUCCAAGCAGAGGGUGUUGUGUGUAUAUGAAACGAGCUGACAGAGGAAGUGGUGGAAUUACAACUAUUAAAAUCCAUCUGGAUGUGCAUAAGAAGGGUUUAGAUGGAUGCUGGCAAAUGGGACUCGGUCAGAUUGGUAUAUCUGGUUGGUGUGGAUGAGUUGGACUGAAAAGUCUGUUUCCCUGCUGUAGGAAUCUCUGACUCUAAAUAAUAUAUGGACAUGGGGUGAGAGGGCUACUUACAGUAAUUAAAAGAAAAAAUGAUAAACUAAGGCCCAAAAGUAACAUUUCAAUGCUAUGUUUCAAGUUUCUUAGAGAAACUGACCAAUGUGACUAACAGUGUUUGAAUGGUGCUCAACAAAGGAUGAAAACUAGAGCAGGUGUAAAGUACAAAGUUUGAACCUUUAUGGUCUGAGACAAGGUGUUAGUAUUAUUACCUAUCUCUGGAGUUCCAUUAAAGGUUUACUGAACUUUAUCAAAUCAAAAAAAAACUCAAUACCCUAAAUUAUAGUGAGUACUCCAGAGAGAAGAAAGAAUCAGUGAAUGUGUCACAUUAAUAUUUUUAAAAGAUAUCAUGGCAGUCAUGAUAGUUUAGAGGAAAGUGUACUUAAAGUAGUGAAAGAAAUAGGGAAUGAAAUGUCUGAAAGAUUGGACAAUCAAAGAUGAAACUUCAAAAUUUACCUUCUAACAAACAGGCUCAAUCCAGAGAAAGUAGCUCAUGUGAGGGAAGAAAUUUAAUUCAUGAUGGACAAUACCUUCAAUGAACUAAAUCAUAGAAGCAGGAGUUUUAGCUGUUGUGAUGGUGCUGAAAUUAAGUGAGUCUAAAGUCAAAGGUGUAAUAAUGGCAGGUUUGAGAUUGAAGGACUGCAUUGGACAACUGGAAACAUAAUUUGUGACAAAAAUUGAUUUGCUGAAAGAAUAUUGGCUUGUUCUAUUUACUGAUAGAACCAAAGAAAUAACAACUUUAAUAAUGCAAAGUCUUGUCAUUUACAAUGAAAAAUAUUCCCGCAAUGUUUCAAAGAUUAAUUAAUAAAGUAAUUGAAGGCAGAUGUUACUGUGUUGCUUGUAUCAAUGAUUUGGUUGCUUUUAGCCAAAUCUGGCCAGAACAUUUCCAUCACUUGACUGAACUGUUCGACUGAAUACAACAAACCAGUCUGGUUCUAAUCCUGGCCAAGAUUGGCUUUGUUAAAGCAAACAUGACUUGUUUGGGCCAUAAUGUGGGACGAGGCCUAAAAAAAGACUGAAACUAAGAUAAAUUUGGAUUCUCGUGCCUGAAGCGAAAUGUGAAAUUUUGUAUAAUGCGGGCAUGAGUUGAUUUUAUUGCACAUUUGUCUCUAACAUCAGGGUUGUUGAUGCACCUUUCACAAAUUUGUUGAAGAAAGGCAGAAACAUUGAAUGGAUGCAAUAUUGUCAGAAUGACUUUUGAAAUUUGAAAGCUGUGCAAAUAAUAAGAGGCCAUUCAAACUUACUGUUAAUGCAAGUGAAAUCAGAGUACAAAGCCAUCUAAUUGCAUGAUGAUUAAAUGGGAUUGAACAGCAUGUCAGUCAUUUUUCAUAGAAAUGGAUCACAUGUCAGCAAAAAUAUGCAACUGUUGAAAAAAAGACAUCAAGCCUUAUGGUGGAUACAUAUCAUUUUGAAAUAUACAUCACCAACAGUGUGGAAGAAAUUGUUAUUUAUAUGGAUCAUUAUCCUUUGAUUUUUCUUGAAAAAGUUUGGGAAAUGAGAUUAAUAACUAUUUUUGUGGAGCUUAAUUCUCCAACCAUAUAAUUUUAAAAUCAUUAAUGUUCCUAAAAAAGAAGUAUUACAAUGAAUGCCCUAUUGAGAGCACAUACAAAGGACACUGAGUGCUGAGGUGCCCAUGACUUACGUGAAAUCUGGUUGCUAUGUAACACAUUGUACGUUUAAUGUUCAUAUGUCACUACUGUUAACGUGACAUAGAAAAUGAUUUUAAGAUCAUAUGUAAGGGGAGUGAAAAUGCCUUGAAAAGAUACAUUUUCAUUCUUCUUUGGGGGAUAUGCAAAGUGUGUUUUUUUCUAUAUGUACUAGCAUCCUUUAUUUUUAAGAUUAAAUUUGGAACUAGUGUCAUAUAGAUUGGUCUAUGUGCAUAUAGGAGUUUAAUGAACAACCUGUCAGUAUUUCCAAAGCUACAUUUUUUUUUAAAAGAAGCAUAAUUGAUAGAUUUCCUAGAUUGGUAAUGGAUAUUUGUUUGCAUUGGGUGAGUUUUGUAAGUAACCAAAGUAAAUAUUGAAGAUCAUUACUUAUCUUUCCGUUUGAAAGACCAGGAUUUUGUUUUGUGUUUUGCUUAGGGCAACAUCUAUAACUCAAAGUAUUUUGGCUGCAGUUAAGAUUACUUUGAAUUAGUUCUAAAUAAAAUUAAAUGUGUAAAAUAGUUUCACCUGAAGAAAAGAAAUAACUUAGAGCUAUUACAAAACAGGCUACCUUAGUGUAAAUAUUUCAGUUUAAAAGUUCCAGGCCAGUAGUGUUUGCUUAGGAUGCCGAAAGGGUUAUUUGAAGCUGAGAAAAUCUAAACUUAGUCUGUGAACACUCAAAGAAGAGGCUAUCAACAUGCAAGACAGGAGUUGAAAGAAACAGUUAAAUUGAGCCUAGAUGUGAUUGAGAAAGUAUUCUCUCUGGUGUUUGAUUAUUGUAAAAAAGGUUGCUGUUGGGAUAAAAUGGGUUAUAUUUUACUACAUGUUUCAAAAUCUUUAAAAUUGUAUGAGUGGUUUUAUUGUAUUUUACCUUCAUUGUAUUUUAUUG
Messenger RNA from Hemiscyllium ocellatum (epaulette shark), 7481 nucleotides. RefSeq names its product prostaglandin I2 (prostacyclin) synthase (gene ptgis). NCBI's taxonomy places the organism in Eukaryota, Metazoa, Chordata, Chondrichthyes, Orectolobiformes, Hemiscylliidae. The transcript is spliced from 10 exons. The record is from RefSeq and is a predicted model, not a curated record. Gene Ontology annotation, molecular function: heme binding; iron ion binding; monooxygenase activity. Gene Ontology annotation, biological process: prostaglandin biosynthetic process. The coding region runs from base 126 to 1631 and encodes 501 amino acids.